AUGGCAUCGGAAGAAGAAAGCGCAAUCAAAAUGCCGACCGACGCCAAGUUGACCAUCAACGACCUGGACAGACAAAUCGAAACCCUCAUGAAAUGUCAAAUACCAACAGAGAACGAAGUAAGAAAACGGGAUUUACAGAGGCCUGUCAGAGCGCUGCCGUUAGUUACGGAAGUUUUGACAAGAAGCCUGACAUUGCACUUGACUUGCACGCAAUUUUUCCCACAAUUUUUCAGGUCAAAGUCCUAUGCUCCAAAGCGCGCGAAAUCCUGAUCCAAGAAGGGAAUGUACAGUACAUUGAUCCGCCCGUCACAAUCUGCGGCGACAUCCACGGCCAAUUUUUCGAUCUCAUGGAACUGUUCCGGGUCGGCGGAAACGUCCCCGAAACCAACUACUUGUUCAUGGGCGACUUUGUGGACAGAGGCUUCUAUUCGGUGGAGACGUUCCUAUUGCUGUUGGCAAUCAAAGUCCGAUAUCCAGACAGAAUGACCCUGAUCAGAGGGAAUCAUGAGAGCCGACAGAUCACACAGGUAGGAAUUAGCGGAAAUUUUGGGAUUUGCAGGGAAAAUUAUAUUGUAGUAGAUGAUUUUGGAAAUAAAAUUAGUUUAGUUGGUAAUAGCAAGGGUCAAGAAAGAAGAAAAAAGCAUCGGGAAGGCUUUCCUGGGACUUGGCAAAAGUAUGGGACUAUCUAAAAAUAAGAGAUUGAAAAAAAUUUUUUGGUCUCGCAUUAUUUCAUACUUCAAAAAGUGUAUCCAAAGGUCUUUAGCGGCUUUAUGGAUCCGUGUAGCAUUAUAUAUCCCCAAAAAAAGUGAGUAAAAGAUUACCCAGACCAUGUUGAUACCUACAGAGCCGCAAAGAACGCGUUGAUACCCACAAAAACUCAAAGAACAAGUGUUCACCGUAUUUUUCUGGUCGAAUUGUACGAACGUGCACUAAAUACGUGACAGAAUACUAGUUCACACACUUUUCAAAAAGUUGUUGACAUGGAUUACAAUAGAGAGCUUAAGUGUUUUGAGAUUUGAGCCGAGUCAUCAGAGAACGUUGCUGUACUUUUAAAUCGACGUGAAAGUCUAGAUUAAAGGAAGAUGGUAGGAGCCCCAAGACCCCAUCCCCGGUUCUCUGGCUACAGUGACUCAGAAAGCCUGGGAUGGGAUUGUAUGUAAACACAUUAAAGGAUUAAUAAGGGCACGUCGAACGAAGAAUGUAUCAUGAAUUUCUGCGUUGCCUGGGGAAUGAAUGAGACCUUUUCGCCGAUUGGUUAUGGGGCUGAUAACCUUUUAUCAAGGCGUUCCGGAUUUUAUGGCCCUUUUCAAAGUUGAACAUGUGGAAUUUGUUAGGGGAGAGGGGUCGAAGAGUUGAUGCAAUAGGUGAAAAACCGGAAAGAUGUCCAAAAAAGUGUAAUAUUGAAGAUUGGAAGUGAUCUGGAGGAAUAUUUUUUUAAGAGGAUUGGGUUUUUGAAAUAUCGGUCUGUCGGGAAAAAACGGCGGAUCGUCGCGCCUCGGAAUCGCCCAUCAUCGCUUUGCGACUGCAAGCCGCGGAUUGGGAUUUGGUGCGCGACAGCGGCGAGGCGAGACAUUUUGAUGCGACGAUCCGCCGUUAUUUUUCCGACAGACUGAUAAAAUUUGGACUUAUUUUAUUAGAGAAAUGCUCGAGAUGUUUAGCGCGUGUUUUACGAAGCGUGACACAAAUUUGGAAUAAGCUUUACUAAGACAUUUGUCAGACGUUUAGACCGCAUUUUGCAGAAAUUAUUGAGAUUUUUGGUCAGUGGUUGUUUGAAAUUAGUUUUGGCCACUAAAAUCUCGGUGAUUUCUGCAAAACGCGAUCUAAAAAUCUGGAAUAUGUCUUGGAAAAGAUUAAUCUAAUUUGUGCCGGGAUUCGUAAAACAUGAGCUAAACGUCUCGAACAUUUCUCUAAUAAAAGAGUCCAAAUUUUGUUUCAAAAACCCAAUCCUUUUUUAAAAAUAUUCCUCCAGAUCACUUCCAAUCUCCAAUAUUAUUCUUUUUUGGACAUUCUUCUGGGUUUUCACCUAUUAUAUCAACUCUUGGACGCUUUCCCCCUCCCAAACUUCACAUGUUCAAUUGGGAAAAGAGCCAUAAAAUCCGGAACGCCUUGAUAAAAGCUCAAGAAUUCCGUUGGAGAGGUGUUUACGGAUUGUUUCCAGGUAUAUGGAUUCUACGACGAAUGCAUGCGGAAAUACGGCUGCUCGACAGUGUGGCGAUUCUGCACCGAGGUGUUUGACUGCUUAGCGCUGGCCGCAAUCAUCGACAACCGCGUGUUCUGCGUGCACGGAGGCCUCUCCCCGUCGAUAUCGACCAUUGACGACAUUCGAGUGAUCGACCGAAAACAGGAAGUCCCACACGACGGCCCGAUGUGCGACUUGCUCUGGUCCGACCCCGAGGACGGGAACGGGUUCGGGAUGAGCCCGCGAGGCGCGGGAUUCCUGUUCGGGCCGGACGUGGUGCAGAGUUUCUGCGAGAACAACAAAAUGGAACUGAUUUGUCGAGCACAUCAACUGGUCAUGGAAGGCUACAAAUGGCACUUUAAUGAGACUGUUCUGACGGUGUGGUCCGCCCCCAAUUACUGUUAUAGGUAAGAGAGGAGAAUUUCGAAGCGAAAGACUAGGGUAAAUUGAGGAAAUAGGGUGGUGUGGGGAAAAAUUAUAUUGUAGUAGACGAUUUUUGAGACAAAAUGAGUUUUGAGGCAGGGGAAGUACGGGUUUGAGCUGGAAAUUGGUUAUAUGGUAGAUCAAGCCACGAGAUUUGACCUCAAAAUGAAUUGAGAAGCAAGAAAGGACUGUAAAAUUAGUAAUCCCUGAUUUUAGAUGUGGAAAUGUAGCCGCCAUCCUGGAAUUCGACGACAAAUUGAACAAAGAAUUCACUAUCUUCGAAGCGGCCCCGCAAGAACACCGCGGCGCACCCGCUAAAAAACCCCAAUCCGAUUAUUUCUUAUAA
Messenger RNA from Bursaphelenchus xylophilus (pine wood nematode), 2948 nucleotides. The record is from the annotation of a GenBank genome assembly. NCBI's taxonomy places the organism in Eukaryota, Metazoa, Nematoda, Chromadorea, Rhabditida, Aphelenchoididae.